AGCUCCACGUCAGUGAAUACAUUUUGAACCAGGAAGCGGAGAUAAAAUGGCUUCGAAAGACCAGGUCGAGAGUUUGACCGAGGAGGUAGUUUGUCCCAUCUGCCUGGAUUUCUUCACCGAUCCGGUGAUACUGGAGUGCGGGCACAACUUCUGCCGCUCCUGUAUCACACAGAGUUGGGACAGGGAGGCGAAAAACACCUGCCCGGAAUGUAGAGACGAGUUUGUGGACCGCACCCUCAGGGUGAAUCGGGCCUUGGCGAGACUGACUGAGAAAGCUCGAGCACUGAGCCUAAAUCUCAAAGAGAAGGAAAGUAAACUUCACUGCGAGAAACAUCAGGAAGAACUGAAGCUGUUUUGUGAAACUGACAAGAAAGUGAUUUGUCUGAUCUGUCGAGAUGGGCGGGAACACAAGUCUCACAGCUUCAUACCGAUAGAAGAAGCUGUUGAAAUUUACAAGGAUCAGGUGAAAUCAUCUUUCGAAUCUCUCACAGAAAAGAAAUCAGAGAUCGAGCAAAUGGAGCACGAACAGAAAGAGAGCAUUUCUGGAGUUCAGGAAGAGUCACACAACCUUCAGUCACAGAUCACAUCCCAGUUUGUUGAACUGCACCAGAUAUUCACUGAGAAAGAGCAGCGCUUACUUGGAGAUAUCCGGAAGGAAGAGAAAAAGAUUGUAAAAAGAAUGAAGAAAAAUCUUCAAGAGAUUCAAGAGAAUUUAAAUUCCAUUGAAGAGGAACUCUCACAGUUACAGGAACAGAUCGAUCACAAGGACGGCGUGACAUUUCUGAAGGAUGAAGCUGGUCGGGAGAGCAGUGCGAGUGUUGAUACUGAAUCGUUGUCAGUGACAGACGCUGCCCCGGCCUUUGAAACGAUCUAUCGCCCCUUUGUGUUGAGCACAAUGAUAACAGAAAUAUCUGAUGCCAUUAAGCGGUGUAGCUUUUCACCUUACGUAGCAAACGCAGCUGCCGGGAAGAUUCACUUUCACACAGGCAGCUGGAGAUGGGAGAUCCCUGAACACAACCGACAGCCACACCCCUCCCUCUGUCUCUGUCUCACCGCCUCUCAAGAAAACAGGAGCGCGUCACCUGGCCCCUCAUGUCCGGCCUCGUUCAGUAUGAACAAGGCGACUCCACCACAACUCUAACUCCUCUUUAACCACCUCUAAUGACCACUCGCAUCAACCUCCUCUUCCCACAAUCUCCACCCCACGUCCCCCCCCC
Molecule: messenger RNA, 1217 nt
Organism: Amblyraja radiata (thorny skate)
Lineage: Eukaryota; Metazoa; Chordata; Chondrichthyes; Rajiformes; Rajidae
Product: zinc-binding protein A33-like
Exons: 6
Coding region: 47-1141 (364 amino acids)
Biological process (GO): protein ubiquitination
Molecular function (GO): ubiquitin-protein transferase activity; zinc ion binding
Source: RefSeq, a predicted model, not a curated record